CGAGGCGCCGGAGAGGGCGCGCUGCAUUGUGGGCAGAGGGGCGGGGGUUGGGAAGAUGGCGGCUCCCAGCCUCCUCAACUGGAGGCGGGUUUCUUCCUUCACGGGGCCGGUCCCCCGUGCCCGGCACGGACACCGGGCCGUGGCCAUCCGGGAGCUGAUGAUCAUCUUCGGUGGGGGCAACGAGGGCAUCGCGGACGAGCUUCACGUCUACAACACGGUUACAAAUCAGUGGUUCCUACCAGCUGUUAGAGGAGACAUCCCUCCAGGCUGUGCCGCCCAUGGAUUUGUCUGUGAUGGAACCAGAAUAUUAGUAUUUGGGGGAAUGGUUGAAUAUGGAAGAUACAGCAAUGAGUUAUAUGAGUUACAAGCAAGCCGUUGGUUGUGGAAAAAAGUGAAGCCCCAUCCCCCUUCUUCUGGUUUACCUCCUUGUCCUCGGCUGGGACAUAGCUUUUCUUUGUACGGUAACAAGUGCUAUUUGUUUGGCGGCCUGGCAAAUGAAAGUGAAGAUUCAAACAACAAUGUGCCCAGGUAUUUAAAUGAUUUCUAUGAAUUGGAGCUACAGCAUGGUUCUGGUGUUGUGGGUUGGAGCAUUCCAGUGACUAAAGGGACUGUGCCUUCUCCAAGAGAAUCCCACACAGCUGUUAUAUAUUGCAGAAAAGAUUCUGGGAGUCCUAAAAUGUAUGUUUUUGGUGGAAUGUGUGGUGCUCGCUUGGAUGACCUAUGGCAACUUGACUUAGAAACUAUGUCAUGGUCAAAGCCAGAAACUAAAGGGACAGUGCCACUUCCACGAAGCCUUCAUACAGCCAGUGUUAUAGGAAACAAGAUGUACAUUUUUGGUGGCUGGGUUCCACAUAAGGGGGAAAAUAUUGAGACUUCACCUCAUGAUAGUGAAUGGAAAUGUACCAGUUCAUUUUCUUACCUAAAUCUGGAUACAGCAGAGUGGACCACCCUAGUAUCAGAUUCUCAGGAAGAUAAAAAAAAUUCAAGACCAAGACCAAGAGCUGGGCACUGUGCUGUUGCAAUUGGCACUCGACUGUAUUUUUGGAGUGGAAGAGAUGGCUACAGAAAAGCACUAAAUAGUCAGGUGUGCUGCAAGGAUCUCUGGUAUCUUGAUACUGAGAAGCCACAAGCGCCAUCACAAGUACAGCUGAUCAAAGCCACUACCAACUCUUUUCAUGUCAAAUGGGAUGAAGUGCCUACAGUGGAGGGCUAUCUUUUGCAGUUGAACACUGACUUGCCGUACCAAGCGGCACCAUCAGAUUCCUCAGCAGCACCAAAUACGCAAGGAGUCAGGAUGGACCCUCACAGACAAGACAGUAAUAGCAUCGCUCCUAACAGUAUCAAUAAUACAAUGAACAGUACAAAAACUGAACAUACAGCUACAAAAGGAACUUCAGUGGAAAACAAACCAGAUCUCAAAGCAUCAACUGACUCUAAUGCCAUUUUACAUUCAUCUUUGGCAACUAAUGCUUCUAAUCAUAAUAGUUGUGUGGUGGAUAUACUAAGGAAAAAUGAAGGUCCUCACACUUCAGCAAAUACAGGUGUUCUAAGUAGUUGCCUGGAUUUAAGAACAAUAAUUCCUGAAACUUCUGUAUCCAGUACUGUUUGCAGCGCACAAACUAUGGUAACCCAGCAGACCAUUAAAACUGAAUCAUCCCGUACAAAUGGGGCAGUUGUUAAAGAUGAAACUUCACUAACAACAUUCAGUACCAAAUCUGAAGUUGAUGAAACAUGUGCACUGCCUGCAACUAAGAUCAGCCGUGUGGAGGCACAUGCUACAGCAAUGCCAUUUUCUAAAGAGACUCCUUCAAAUCCAGUGGCCACAAUGAAAGCAGGAGGAGAACGACAAUGGUGUGAUGUAGGAAUUUUUAAAAAUAAUACAGCUUUGGUAAGCCAGUUUUAUUUGCUGCCAAAAGGGAGGCAAAGCAUCUCAAAGAUAGGAAAUGCAGACGUACCUGACUACAGUUUACUUAAGAAACAAGACCUUGUUCCAGGAACGGGAUACAGAUUCAGGGUUGCUGCUAUCAAUGGUUGUGGAAUCGGCCCUUUCAGCAAAGUCAGUGAAUUUAAAACUUGUAUUCCCGGUUUUCCCGGAGCCCCUUCCGCGGUCAGGAUUUCAAAGAAUGUUGAGGGUAUCCAUCUUUCCUGGGAACCUCCAACUUCGCCUUCUGGAAAUAUUUUGGAAUAUUCAGCCUACUUGGCAAUCCGCACAGCACAAAUACAAGAUAAUCCAAGUCAACUUGUGUUUAUGAGGAUUUACUGUGGUCCUGAGACAUCAUGUAUAGUAACUGCUGGGCAACUUGCAAAUGCACAUAUUGAUUAUACAUCUAGACCUGCCAUUGUGUUCAGGAUAUCAGCAAAGAAUGAAAAGGGAUAUGGACCAGCUACACAAGUUCGAUGGCUUCAAGGUAACAGUAAAAAAGCACCUUUAAAUUAAAUUUCUUUUUUACUAAAGCUAUUGUGAUUAUGGUUAUUUAUUAGUAACUGGUUAUGAAGAUUUGUCAUUUAAAAGAGUAUUCCUUGUAUUUCUAGCAGUUAUGAAUUUGAAUUUGUAAGUUCUUAAAAUGUAUUUGCUCAAUUCUAGAUCCAAAUAAAAACAGAAAAGAAGUAAAGACUCUCUGAGAAUUAGUAUAUGGAUUCUUCGUUAUAGUUAUAGCUCUUUCACAAAGGAACAUGGUAAAAUUAAGAUUAAAGCUAGAAGGUUUUAUUACCCCAAUAUAUUUUAUAAAGGCCAUGUAACUCAGUUAGAGUUCUUGAGGUGAUUCUAGUAACUGGCUGUUGUACAAUGUGCUGUCUUUGUAGUAAAUGUUCUCUACAUUGUAAAGGUCCUGUCUUUGAGUACUCCCUCUAACUUGAUUCUGUAUGAGCAGUAUUCCUCUAACAGCUGUUUUCUACUGGAUAAUAUAAUAUUUGUGAUAUUAAUCUUAGCAGCCAUUAAAUUUCUUUGUUUAUUCACAGUUAGCACAGAGCUUAAGAAAUUUAAAAAAACAAGAGGCAAGUUCAGAAACUCUGCUUUUGAAUUUUUAUUAUUUUCCAAGUAUCAUGGCAAAAUGUAGUGUGUUUUCUUGAUUCAUACCAGGGUGAUAUAUAGGAAUAUAUUUUUCGCCAAGGCACUUAACUUUGGCCCUUAAUUUCCUCAUUAAUAGAAUAUUUUACCUUUAAGUUUUCUUUUAGCACCUAAGUUCUGUAUUUUCAUCAGAAGUGAAGUGUUUCCCUGAACAAUUCAGCAUCUGUUUUCAUGGUCCUAACUUUUCUUUUGCUGAAAUUAAAACAUUCAUAAUUUAAAAUCAAAAUUAAAGUAUAUGUCCCUCUUAUUGCAGAAAGAAAUAAGCACCUUAAAAGGACACAAAUUUUGAAAUAGUGUUUUAAACAUUUGUAAGAUUUUUGUAAGUGCUCUAAAUGUUUUAUUUUUGCAUUGUUUUUACCUCAAAAUUGUAUAAACUUUUUUACAACUGAAAUAUAAGCAUUAGAUAGCUUACUCUCAGGUUCCAUUACAACCUUAAAGAUGCAGGUAGGGAUUCUGGAUACUCUGCUACAGGUAACCUGUUUUAAACCUUUUAGGAAUUUCAUGGUUUCACUGCCUAUUCAGAUCGGGAAUCAAUACACAGAGCAAUAAUUAGAGAAGAGAUAUUUGCAACUCAGAGCUGCAGUAACUGCAGGGGCACAGGUCUUCUUUUUUGUACUGUGUGACCUUAUGCCAGUGUGGGUUGACGGAGUAGUUACGUCCUCCAACUUCAUGUAUAAUACUCCCAGAAGAGAUAGAUUUAAUAGAUGUGCAGAAUUGAUAUAUAUGUAUGUUCCAGUUACUAAUUUAAAGUGUAUAGAAUAUUUUAAUAUAUAAUUUUUGUAAAGAACUGGGAUUUUUAUACUACAGUAUUUGUAAUUAAUGUGUUUCACUAAUGAAGUUUCUCUUGAAGAAAAUAUGCAAAUCGUUAGAUGCGUAACGAGUGAUUUCCAAACUCUAAAGGUAAAAUAAAUGCACUACUAUGGUGUUGUUAGAAUAUCCCCUUUUUGUGGCUGUAUGAAUCCUUAAUCUUUAAAUGUGUACUUUACAAACAAUGUUUACAAGGAGCUUCUCCGGUUUGUUAUCCCAGCACCUUCCUUGGUGAGAGCUUCAUUCUGCAUUUGUUGAACUCAUAUGCUUUGCUUUUAGCAUAUACUUGCUUUUUGCACUAGUAGAAUUACAACUUACCUCAUUAUUAUGUUUGUAAUUAUUUGUAUAGCUUCCAUAAUAUGUCUGAUAUAGGCUAAACAAAUACUUAACCAAAGUUAAAAUAAAUGGUAAGCAAUUUUGCACAUACUAAACGCUAGGGUUUGUUGUGUAUGUGUGCGCGUUUAGUUAUAAAACGAGUAAGAAUGGAAAGUUAUAGUAAGUAAUGUUUCAAAGCCCAAUUAUUUUAAAGAUCUGUUUAUUUCAUUAGAAAAAAGUCUGGCUUUUAACCCCUUAUUCUUUGUAUUAACAGUUUGCAUCUUGAAGCUUCUCUUAAUGACAAGGAAUAAGCUGUCUUUAAGCAAAGAAUGGAGUAUUUGUUUGAGUGUGCACAUUUAUACCUAUUUAGUAUUUGGUUUAAUUUACUUUGCUUAAAUGCCUCUACUGUUAUAAACCACGAGGUGAAUAUGAACUUUUGGUUCUAACACCUAUCUUAUUUUCUAUUGGGAAAGGCAUUCUUUCUCUACCAGGGGAUUUGUUAAAAUAACUAGUGUUUUUACUUUGAGAAUUAGCCCAGAAUCUGUUAUUAUUUUUUUAGCAUUUGUGAAUUAAGUACCAGUCACAUUCAUCUGUCUGAUAAGUGGUGACUUAAAGAUGCUGCUGAGAAAUCUCUGUGGCUUUUUCACAAACAGUUAAUAAGAGAUCUUUGACCCAUGUGUUCAUGACUAGAAUGGAUUGGGGUAAGUUGUAAAAGAAGUGCGUUUAGCUUCUUAUGAUUGGCAUGUUUCUACGUGAAGAUCCCUUUGAGCAGCAGUGGGCUAUAUUAUGCAGAUAUCAUAAGAGGAUCUACAAUGAGUUUGAGUUAAAUUAAUUUCUUUACUUCUCCCAGCUGUAUAAGCAAUUCAGACGCACAAGUCCUUGUGCUACAGCCCUCCUCCGGGCUCUGCAACCUUGGUUCCCAUAUGCAGUAAAAAGCUCUUGAUGUUGCAUGCUCUUAGGAUUAUGUUUUCUAAAAUACUGUAUUGGUUUUGAUUCAGUUUAGUAAAUUUUGGCAGUUUGACUAGAAAUAGGAUAUUAUAAACUCACUUUCAUCUGCAUUUUUUAAAAAAUGGGAAUAAUCUGAUUGCAUGUAUAAGGCCCUCUUGUCCUAUAACUGAAUUACAUAAAUAUAAUCAUCUAUAAGAAGGUGAAACUGUUGAUCCACUAUUUCAAAGACUUGUAGACUAGCAAAGAUUUGUUCUAAUUAGAGAUAUGGUCUACUACAACUGAAGAUAUUUUUAUUUUUAAAAAUUGCAGCAUAAAAAUCAUUUGUAACAUUGGAUAUCAAGAGAUUAUUAGUACUUAAAUUAUUCUAGUCAUCUGGUCACAAAUGAACUGGGUUGCAAAGUAGACUUGGUCUUUGACCAUUUAAGCAGGUAUAACUGACAGUUAUGUUUUCCAAGAAAUGAUUUUAGGCAGUUUUAUGUAUUGUAUACCAAUGAUAUGUAAAAUAAAGCACCUUUUCUACUAUAACCAAUUACAGGUGUUAUUUAUUUUGAACUAUGUGAAAGAAAAAUUAAUGAUGGCAGAGUAAAUCUGUACAAAUGUUGAUUUUUAUAUUAGUCACUUAAAAUAAUAUAGGCAGGUUCAUAAAAAAUGGAUUAUGUCUAAAAUCUUGUUUUUAAGUCAGUGGAUUGUGUUUAGGAGUCGUUUUCUUAUAGAAAUGUAAAGCCUGACCCUAAUUGUAGCUGAGCUAGUAUGCUUGGAAGUUAAAAAGCAAAUGGCUCAAAACGAUAGUCUAAACUUAUUGUCACCUCUUUUUUGUCUUCUAUUUACUCUUUAAUUUUUUAAUUAUAGUUGGCAUAUAAUAUUAUAUUAGUUCCAGGUGUACAGCAUAGUGACUCAUUAUUUAUAUAUCUUAUGUAUGACCACCACGGUAAGUCUAGUACCUGUCUGUCACUAUGCAAAUUAUGGCACAAUUGACUGUUCCCUGUGCUGUACACUGUACAUCCCUGUGGCUUAUUAAUUUAUGGCUGGAACUGUAUACCUCUUACCCCCGUUCACCUGUUUACCCGCCUCCACAGCCCCCUCUGGCAACCCUCAGUUUGUUCUCUGUUAUCUGUGAGUCUGUUUCUGGCUUCUUGUGUUUAUUCAUUUAUUUUUUUAGACUGCAGGUAUAAGUGAAGUUUACUCAAUCUUAAUUUUUUUCCUUAUACUUUUCACCCAUUUUUAACUCACAGCAGCCAGGCUUCUGUCCUUUUACAGCAUCAAAAUGGCUUUAGCAACGGGCAGGUAUAACUUCUCAUUUCCCAAAUCCAGUGAAUUCUUUGAUUAUGCUUAGCCUUGUCAUUUGAAGCUUUUAACCACUCUCCUGACACUGCCACGGUGUUUCAGUUUCUGGGAUGCCGUGCUCCACCUUUCUUUAUGCACCUUGUGUCCCCUUUUCUGGUUGCCAUCCUGUUUUUUUUCAAGAUUCAGGUCAAAUGGAGCCCACCUGGUGAAGCCCUUCCUGACAUACUCCAUUUCCAGGCAGAUUUGACCCCUUCUGCUUGUCCGCCCAGGGUCCUUUGCUACAUCUUCUGUCCCGGCAGUCUGUGUCCUGUCUGCCCUCAUUUGUCAGAACCGUUCCUCCCCCUCCGCCAGAUGGUAAGGUCUUAGAGCCAGACUGGGUCUUCAUAUUUCUUCCAUGUCACCCAUUUAGCUGGUUCUUAAAUAUUUUAACAAAUUAUUAAAGAAAAUUGUUACCUUUACAUAGCUCCACACUCUCACUCCCCGUUCUCAAAUUAGGGUGAAAAUGGGAGGGGGCUUUUGAGAGGAAAUGAGGUUUUAGCAGAUUUAAUAAGGCUUUGGAGGAAAUACAAACCCCAGCUUUGUCUUACCCUAUCCUGCUGUUACCUAAACCCCUAAGAGAAGUUCUGUGAUAAAUAAGGGAUGUGCCACAUAUUUACUAGGCUAAAGGGGAUUUAAUGUAGAUCCUCCUGAUCUCAAGAGGAAGUCUUGGAUCUAAAAAGAUUAGUGAAAUCAGUGGACAUUGCUGGAUUAUGACUUUUAAUAUUGGAUGAUCAGGAGAAUGAGCCAACAAUAUUUUCAUAGUUAACCUCUCUGAUUUCCAUAUAGGAAAGCCAUGGGUAAUUGUCUAACAUUAGAAAGAAACCACCUGGUUUUAAUAUUUAAGCACAGGGAACUGCCGGAGGACACAUAUCCACCAGCAUUAGAACCCUACUGGAUUCUGUUACGUAUCAGGUCAGGCCACUCUUGUCACCUCUGAGCUUAUGGGGCAAAGGAUUCUUACACUACUGGAAAACAAGGUAAUAUUGGCACGCCUUCCUUCUAAGUUUCCCAGGUAUAGUUGGGAAUCCCUGUGCUUAUUUAUAUCCCUAUAACUCAGGAAAAGACUGUGUUAUCAUUCAUAGAAAAACAUGAACUACUACAUUCUGGAGAGAAAAAAUAAAUUCUGUAAACUCUAUAAAGAAAGAAAAGGCUAUAAAAUUCAAAGAUACUUCUUGUUCAAAAUAGAUUUCUUUUUCUUAAUAGCAUCGGUUUGCUUCUUUUCUGCCCUCAGCAGACCUAAAAUCAGGAAAAUGUUCAUUUGUGGGACUAUUAAUCUCAGCAAGUAAGUGUGGCAAGGGUCUUUUGUUUUGUAUAUUUGGUGUCUUGGAUAACUUGAACUGAGCAUGAAUCUGGUUCUUAAAGUUCAUCAAACUCAAAUCUGACUACCACUCAUGCCAGGACCUCAAAUUCAAAAGUCUUGAGAAUACAGUUAUGAUGCCUUUGGCCUUGUAUAGAGAGAAGGCUAAGAAGUCGUAGGUAUGAGGCUGUGGAGGAUUUCCUGUUUCCUGACUUGAUUUAGUGGUUCUGCAAAAAGUCUUGGCAGAGUACUCAGAGAUGUCAGGGUGUUUACAUAUAACCUCUGAAGAUAAAAGUGCAAAAGGUAUGAAUUGGGGGCAUAUCAGAUAUGAAAGCUGUUAACAGAGAAGGAAAUGGUCCCUCAUCCUACCCACUCACCCAUUCUGGUCUCCUUACCACCCAGAGACAAGGAGCUAAAGGAGACAUCAUUCAUUCCUCACCAUGAGCAUUGAAGAAGGUACAAAGAGAGCCAGCCCUCUGGGUCUGAGCAUCACAAGUUAAAAAUAAAAGGUAGCAGCUGGUAUUUGUUUUUGAACAUAGAGUUAAUUCUUUCCACUAGUGAAUGGUGGUCCUAUAGAUGCCCAGCUCUGACCAAGAGCAUUAUCUAUUCCUCUG
This is a messenger RNA of Phyllostomus discolor (pale spear-nosed bat), 8371 nucleotides long. It is a transcript of the gene HCFC2, whose product is annotated as host cell factor C2. Bases 56 to 2437 code for a protein of 793 amino acids. Gene Ontology annotation, biological process: chromatin remodeling; regulation of DNA-templated transcription. Gene Ontology annotation, cellular component: histone methyltransferase complex. Lineage: Eukaryota; Metazoa; Chordata; Mammalia; Chiroptera; Phyllostomidae. The transcript is spliced from 15 exons. Gene Ontology annotation, molecular function: protein binding; transcription coactivator activity. The record is from RefSeq and is a predicted model, not a curated record.